Messenger RNA from Neltuma alba, 648 nucleotides. RefSeq lists its product as uncharacterized. The transcript is spliced from 5 exons. NCBI's taxonomy places the organism in Eukaryota, Viridiplantae, Streptophyta, Magnoliopsida, Fabales, Fabaceae. The record is from RefSeq and is a predicted model, not a curated record. The coding region runs from base 1 to 648 and encodes 215 amino acids.
AUGGCUUCACCAUUGCCCUUCUUCCUCCUCCUUCUUGCCAUUUUGGUUCUCAUCUCUCCCGGUUUUGCAAUCGUACUACCACACAUCAGGCAGCCGCUGCCACCGCCACUACCACCCAUACAGUUGCUGUACAUACCACCCCAAUCACCACCACCACCAGCAACAGCAAAAGAUGGCAGUCAUGAGCCUUUCCAUGCUCUGAAGUCCAAUUCUUCUGUUUCAAAGAAGAAUAAUUUUGGCCAGAGUUUCAAGGCUGCUAUAUAUGUAACCACAGUUUCCGACUUUGCAGCAAGAAUGUGUGCACCUCUAUUAACCUUAUUAUAUGUUUGCAGGUACAACUUAUUGGAUUUAGUGGAUCACUUUCAUCAACGUGGCUUAUAUCGUUCCACUUUUCUAAGCAUUAUGGAAGGUGAACAAUCGUUGAGAAAGUUUUCCCCAGAAGUCAAAGUUCUGGACUCGAGCUUUAAAGAUGCCAUUCUUCUCUUGCCUCCCAUUAUUCUGUUUCAUGGAAGUGAUGAUCGUUCCAUACCAUCAGAAUCCAGUAAAAAGUUUGCCGAUGCUCUAACGAAGGUGGGUGCAAGAACUGAGCUAGUUCUAUAUGAUGGAAAAACACAUACAGAUUUGUUUGUCCAAGUAAGUGAUGAGUAG